Molecule: messenger RNA, 950 nt
Organism: Amphimedon queenslandica
Lineage: Eukaryota; Metazoa; Porifera; Demospongiae; Haplosclerida; Niphatidae
Product: ubiquitin carboxyl-terminal hydrolase 47-like
Exons: 9
Coding region: 192-833 (213 amino acids)
Source: RefSeq, a predicted model, not a curated record
CACCUACUGGUUUUAUAGUGUAUAGAAUCAGAAAUAAUAAAGAAUAUGAAAUAGAGAGACUGGAUAAGACAUUGAUAGAUAUCACAUCUGGGUCAAAAUUCACAGUAAGACUGGGUAGAGCAUUAGGAAGAGGAGAGUACAGAAUUAAAUUAUAUUUAUUACAAGUUAACAGUACAGAAUUUUGUAAGUAUAUGAUGGAGUCUAUUGUUGCUGAGGGUACACCAGUGAAAGAAUUUAAGAAGCAAAUUAUUGAAGAAGCAAAAGUACAAGGAAUUGACUGUGUCCUUGAAUUAGACAAAAUGAGAUUACGUUACAAGAGAGAAGUGUACACUAGUAUGGUACAUCUUGAUCAUCAGGUGAUUGGUGUUAGUAGGGAUAUAUAUGUGGAACCAUUGAAAGGACCAGAGAAGAUAAAGCAUCAAAAACAGAUACAGGUGUAUGUUAUAAGAUGGCAUCCAUCACAAUGUUCAGUUGAUCCAAUAGAAGAAAUUAUACUGGAUAAUAAUAAUGGUCUUAAGCAUGUUAUUGAAAAGCUGUCAGAGUUAAGUGGAGUACCUGCUGAGUAUAUCUAUUGUGCAAAGAGUCAAUCAUUUCCAGUUGAGAUGUCAUAUCUUGAUAUUGAGAAUGAGUUGAAAUGGUGUUCCAUCACUUCAGACAGUUCCUCAUUAAGACUAUAUAAUGAUGGAUAUGUCAUAUAUUACAAAGACAAUAGAGAGACAAUGAAAGAGUUAACAGAUAAAGAGAGAUCAGAAAUACAAGAUGCAGAGGAAGCAAGGUUAAAGAAAAUUAGGGAAUGCAUGUAUCAACCAUUGGCAUUGAUUGGAUUAAUUUAAUUUUAAAGUAUUUUAUCAUUUUUUAAUUUAAAAAAAUUUCCAAUUCUGUUUCAAUCUUGUGUAGUGUGUUUAAUGGCUCCAUUCCACUUUUUUAUUACUGAGAAUUUUAUAAUGCAA